This is a messenger RNA of Hemibagrus wyckioides, 951 nucleotides long. RefSeq names its product histone H2B. The transcript has a single exon. Gene Ontology annotation, cellular component: nucleosome. Bases 494 to 868 code for a protein of 124 amino acids. Lineage: Eukaryota; Metazoa; Chordata; Actinopteri; Siluriformes; Bagridae. Gene Ontology annotation, molecular function: protein heterodimerization activity; DNA binding; structural constituent of chromatin. The record is from RefSeq and is a predicted model, not a curated record.
GUAAAGGCCUGGUGGUACAAGCGUUAGGAUUUUUUUUUUCUUUUUCAUAAUGCACAAAAGUACAACAAAUUCUUUGUGUUUCUGCGCUCAUUUGGCGAAUUAAGCUGAUUCUAAAACAACAGAAAGGGGAAUAAAGCUGAUUCUAAAAGUGCAGAAAAAGGAAUAAAUCUGAUUCUGAUUCUAAAACGGCAGAAAGAGGAAUAAAGCUGAUUCUUAUUCUAAAACGGCAGAAAGAGGAAUAAAGCUGAUUCUAAAACGACAGAAAAAGGAAUAAAGCUGAUUCUGAUUCUACAACGGCGGGAAGGGGAAGAAAGCAUGGCGGAGUAAGUGGGUGGGAGGAGCGGUAGCAGGCGCUCCGAGCGAGGAGGUUUUGUAUUUUGGCCAAUAACAGAGAGGUCUUCUCUUGUGCAUAAUCGGAAUGGCAGCCUGUAAAUAGAGCAGCCGCGAGGCGGGAGCUACUCAUUCUCUUGCAGAUCGCUUGAGUAGCAGCAUCAUGCCUGAACCAUCUAAGACCGCGCCCAAGAAGGGAUCUAAGAAAGCCGUGACCAAGACGGCCGGCAAAGGAGGCAAGAAGCGCAGAAAGUCCAGGAAGGAGAGCUACGCUAUCUACGUGUACAAGGUCCUGAAGCAGGUCCACCCCGACACCGGCAUCUCCUCUAAAGCCAUGGGUAUCAUGAACUCCUUCGUGAACGACAUUUUCGAGCGCAUCGCCGGUGAGUCUUCUCGUCUGGCUCAUUAUAACAAGCGCUCCACCAUCACUUCUAGGGAGAUCCAGACCGCCGUGCGCCUGUUGCUUCCCGGCGAGCUGGCUAAGCACGCCGUGUCCGAGGGCACAAAGGCCGUCACUAAGUACACCAGCUCGAAGUAAAGCACGUGACCCGCCGUCCUUAUUAACCCAAAGGCUCUUUUAAGAGCCACCCACUUUUUUCAUAAAAAGUGCAAGUUCCUUCC